UUACGCCGCGACAGGGCGGACACGGGCAAGUCGCCCGAUAGAGUUGCGAGUUGAGCUUAUGAUCAAGCAUGUCUGAUCUUGAAGGUCCGGGGAUGGGUGGAACCAGGGGUCGCCGCCAAUGAGACGGCGCCAUCCGCCCACGGGCGAGCUGAUGGAGGCAGAAACGAGAGACGGACGAGGGUCCGAAGAGGGUCGAAGCGAGGGCCGCAGCGGGGGGCGCCAGUCUAGCAUCGCGGCGUCCGUCCGCCUCCGAUCUUAUCGAAGCCAGGCAGGACAUCGAGCAUCUGCGAGUUCUGGACUUCUGGCAGACGACUGGACGGGGAAUCAGGGAAUCAGGAACCGGCAUGUUGGUGGGCCGCCCGUUGGGUCCUCCUGGGGUCUACCGCCGUCUGCAUGUGCCUGUCCAGCUCGAGUUGGUGUGGUUGCUUGCAUCUCGGUGACCGUCUUGGGACAAGGACCCCAUCACGGCCGACUUACACGGAGUGCCAAGGACCGGCCGUGGCGCGGAGCUUGCAAGCUGCACUACAAACGUCCUUUGGCCAUGUGCGUGCGAGCCAGGCGUGAGAGUACCGAGUACCGCGGGUGUCCGCAUGGGUCACCGAUGUACGCAGGCUCACUGCAGGUCCUGCAGGCUUCGACGGGUCUUGUCUCGACAAGCAUCGACGCAUCCUUGAACGGCCUGGCACGCCCUUGGCGAAUCCCUCUUGGAGCGGGGAGCCCGGCAGACUGCACACACGUGCCGGCCUCCCUCGCCAUGACGCGCCCAGGCCCUGCUGCCAUGAUAGCUCCAUCCCGUUCACCUUCCCAGCAGGACGGAACUGACCGUGUCGAUCCAGCCCUCCUCAGCCCUCCUCAGCCCAUGAAUCAUGCCCGUCUCUCGAUGCCAAUUGGCCAACACCAGCGUGAUAUUGCAGGACGGGGACAUGGUCCUCGACACCGUUCCGCUAGCCCACUGCGGAAGGCGGAUGACGGACGACCUGCGCCUGGGAUAUCCAUGGACACCAGAGAUGGAUCAUGGCAACCUGCCGUACGAAGCUGCAGCUCUCCACGUGGGAUCGUCGCUGGAAGCACCUCUGCAGCUCUCUGCAGCUCUCCGCAGCUGCCGCAAGCUCUGGACGAUUUAUUAUAAAUGAGUUCAAUGCUGCACAAACCUUCUCCCAGAGCUUCCCCUUCAGCCCGCAGCUGUUGUCUCACCCUCCCCAACACCAUCACCAAAGGCACCGCCCGC
Molecule: messenger RNA, 1228 nt
Organism: Ilyonectria robusta
Lineage: Eukaryota; Fungi; Ascomycota; Sordariomycetes; Hypocreales; Nectriaceae
Exons: 1
Coding region: 119-1129 (336 amino acids)
Source: RefSeq, a predicted model, not a curated record